Messenger RNA from Lampris incognitus (smalleye Pacific opah), 3396 nucleotides. Its product is annotated as melanoma receptor tyrosine-protein kinase-like. Bases 16 to 3396 code for a protein of 1126 amino acids. The record is from RefSeq and is a predicted model, not a curated record. The transcript has 26 exons. Gene Ontology annotation, biological process: positive regulation of epithelial cell proliferation; positive regulation of kinase activity; multicellular organism development. NCBI's taxonomy places the organism in Eukaryota, Metazoa, Chordata, Actinopteri, Lampriformes, Lampridae. Gene Ontology annotation, cellular component: basal plasma membrane; signaling receptor complex. Gene Ontology annotation, molecular function: epidermal growth factor receptor activity; epidermal growth factor binding; ATP binding.
GGAAACUUGGUGCGGAUGUACACCAACUGUACGGUGGUGCUGGAGAACCUGGAGGUGACGUACACACAGGAGUACCACGACCUGUCCUUCCUCAAGUCUAUCGAGGAAGUGGGUGGAUAUGUUCUCAUUGCCAUGAACAAGGCAGCCAAAAUCCCGCUGGUCAAUCUGAGGCUGAUCCGCGGACACACACUCUACGAAAACCAAUACGCGCUGGCGGUGAUGUCAAACUAUAACAAAAACCACACUUCCGUCACACUCAACUACACCAGUGGACUGAAAGAAUUACAGCUCAGUGGACUGACAGAGAUACUGAAGGGAGGGGUGAAGAUGGCCCACAAUCCUUUGCUGUGUAACGUUGACACCAUCCAGUGGUUGGACAUUUUGGACAAAGCAAGCAAUCCCAGAACAUUCUUCAAGACUGAAACCUUUCCCCGCAUCUGUCAGAAGUGUGAUCCCAGCUGUUUUAACGGGUCUUGCUGGGCAGCCGGACCGGACCACUGUCAGACAUUCACCAGACUAGUUUGUGCGGAGCAGUGUUCCAGACGUUGUCGUGGUCCCCGACCCAGUGACUGCUGUAAUGAGCACUGUGCUGCAGGUUGCAUCGGACCCAGACCCACCGAGUGUCUGGCCUGCAGGGAUUUUAAUGAUGAGGGGACGUGUAAAAACACUUGUCCUCCUCUGAUGCUCUACAAACCAAACAGCCACCAGCUGGCCGUCAACCCCCACGCCAAGUACACCUUCGGGGCGACCUGUGUGAAGUCCUGCCCACAUAACUAUGUGGUCACGGACCAUGGGGCGUGCGUGAGGACCUGCAGCUUGGGAACCUACGAGGUGGAAGAGAACGGAGUCCAACGCUGCAAAAAAUGUGACGGACCCUGUCCCAAAGCCUGUAAUGGAAUAGGAGUUGGUUCUCUGACCGAUGCCAUCGGCGUCAACUCCUCCAACAUCGAGUUAUUCAGGAACUGCACCAAGAUCAAUGGAGCGGUCUCUCUCAUCCCAACCUCCUUCAACGGGGACAGGUUUUAUAAUAUCCCGCCUCUGGACCUGGUUAAACUGGAAUACUUCAAGACAGUGAAGGAAAUUACUGGUUUCCUGCUGAUUCAUUCUUGGCCAGACAACCUGGACUCUCUGUCUGUGUUUGAAAACCUGCAGAUCAUCAGAGGGAGAACCACACACUCCGGUCACAGCCUGGUGGUUGUGAAGGCUCUCCAGCUGAAGUGGUUGGGUCUGCGUUCUCUGAGGGAGGUGAGCGCUGGGAAGGUGUUGAUCAAAAACAACCCCCAGCUCUGUUACGCCCGAUCGGACCAGUGGACCCAGCUGUUCCGCUUCGCUGGCCAGAUCAGUGACAACGCCAACCCGGCCCAACGGAAUCUAACCUGUGAUGCAGAAUGUACAGAUCAGGGCUGUUGGGGUCCAGGUCCAUCCAUGUGUUUCGUCUGUCGACACUUCAGCCGUAGGGGGCGCUGUGUGGCACUCUGUAAUCUGCUGCAGGGGGAGCCCAGAGAAGCCCUGGUCAACAGCAGCUGUGUUGAAUGCCACCCAGAAUGCCUUUUGAAGAAUGGAAGUCAGACCUGCCGUGGACAGGGUCCUGACCAGUGCAUGGCGUGCGCCCGGUUUAAGGACGGCCCCCACUGUGUCCCCCGCUGCCCCAAUGGCAUGCUGGGAGACGGAGGCACGCUGAUCUGGAAAUACCCCGACAGAAACGGGCAGUGCCAACCCUGCCACCGAAACUGCACCCAGGGGUGCUCGGGGCCUGGGCUGGCUGCUUGUAGAGGGACCACCGUACAUUCUCUGAUGGCGGUGGGCGUCGUGGGCGGGCUGCUGGUGGCUGUCGUCUUAUCGCUGGCCGUCUUUGUUUUGCUACGGCGAAAACACAUCAAAAGGAAGAGAACCCUACGGCGGCUGCUGCAAGAGAGGGAGCUGGUGGAACCACUGACUCCCAGUGGAGAGGCCCCUAACCAGGCCCUGCUGAGGAUCCUGAAGGAGACCGAGUUUAAGAAGGUCCGAGUUUUGGGUUCAGGAGCCUUCGGGACCGUCUACAAGGGUCUAUGGAUCCCAGAUGGAGAGAGAGUGAAGAUCCCAGUGGCCAUUAAAGUCCUCAGAGAAGCAACAUCACCAAAAGCUAACAAAGAGAUAUUAGAUGAGGCCUUUGUCAUGGCAAGUGUGGACCACCCUCACGUGUGUCGUCUGCUGGGCAUUUGUCUGACCUCGUCUGUCCAGCUGGUCACUCAGCUGAUGCCGUACGGCUGUCUGUUAGAUUACAUCCGACACAACAGAGACCACGUCGGGUCCCAGUGGCUCCUCAACUGGUGUGUCCAGAUAGCCAAGGGGAUGAACUAUCUGGAGGAGCGUCACCUGGUGCACCGAGACCUGGCGGCACGCAACGUUCUAGUGAAGACACCUCAUCAUGUCAAGAUCACCGACUUCGGCCUGGCACGGCUUCUGACCGCCAGCGAGAAGGAGUACCACGCCGACGGAGGAAAGGUUCCUAUUAAGUGGAUGGCGUUGGAGUCCAUUUUGCAGUGGACCUACACCCAUCAGAGUGAUGUCUGGAGCUACGGCGUGACCGUGUGGGAGCUGAUGACGUUCGGCUCCAAACCUUACGAUGGAAUCCCAGCCAGCGAGAUCGCCUCCGUCCUGGAACGAGGAGACCGACUUCCCCAACCCCCCAUCUGCACCAUAGAUGUCUACAUGAUCAUGGUCAAAUGUUGGAUGAUAGAUCCGUCCAGUCGUCCUCAGUUUAGAGAGCUUAUAGCAGAGUUCUCUAAAAUGGCCCGAGACCCGUCUAGAUACCUGGUCAUACAGGGUGAUAAGCGCAUGAACUUGCCCAGUCCGACAGACUCCAGGUUCUAUUCCCGCCUGCUGAGCACAGAGGACAUGGACGACGUGGUGGACGCUGAUGAAUACCUGUUACCUUCCAAAGGGUUCAGCCAGGAGAACCACCAGCACAGCACACAGAAUGGACAUCCAGUGAGAGAGAACAGCAUAAUUCUGCGUUACAUUACAGAUCCCACACAGGUCCUCUUAUAUAAAGAUGACUCCUCUAUUGGGCCAGAAUAUAUGAACCAAAGUGUGGGUGGAAGCAUCCGGAGCAGUCGGCUGUCUGAGGUGUUGAACCCCAACUACGAGGACCUAAACAUGAGCUGGGGCUCCACCUUUCUUCUCCCGGCAAGGGAGGAAACACGUUUCCCGGCACCCGUUUCCGAAGGGCCUGAAUACCUGAACACAGAACGUAGCUUGCUCCCCCUGCCAGCCAGCGACAGCCUGGACAACCCGGACUACCAUGCAGACUUCCAGCCGCAGACCACGCCCACCAAUAGCAGUCUCUUCCUUCCAGCAGCUGAGAACAUGGAGUACCUGGGGUUAAAUGCUGCGCUGCAUACACCCGUACGCUAG